AUGGCAGUAGAACUGAAGGACUCUGUCCUUCAGCAAUCAGGCAUCACUCCCAGUGAGUUUACAGAGGAUGACUUUGUGUCUUUCAACAAGAUUACAUCAGGAAGUUUUGCAAGUGUCUUCAAAAUAAAACACAAAUUGUGGAGGGUGAACUUGGCCUUAAAGUGUUACCAUUUAUUAUGUGAAGAAUCAUCUUCAUUCGAAAGGUGACAUCUGAUGGAGGAGGCAGCAAAGAUAUCGAGAGUGAGGUUUAAGCAUACUUUACCAAUAUAUGGGAUUUGUACACGACCAGCCGGAAUUGUAAUGGAAUAUUUGGAAAAUGGCUCGCUGGAUAAGUUGCUUGUCAGGGAUACGUUACCUUGGCCAAUGAAAUUCCGGAUUAUUCAUGAGAUGGCUUUGGGAAUGAAUUUCUUGCAUAGUAUGAAUCCACCUCUACUUCAUCUGGAGCUGAAACCUGGAAACGUACUCUUGGAUGAAAACCUCCAUGUCAAGAUAGCAGAUUUCGGAUUAUCAAAAUGGGAAGAUACCUUGAGCAAUAUGGAACAAAUUGAAAGGUCUGCAAAGAGAGGAACCAUCAUCUAUAUGCCACCAGAAUUAUCAAGCGUACCUUCUGGAGUCAAGCAUGAUGUUUACAGCUUCUCCAUUGUUGUGUGGGAGGCCCUGACUCAGCAGAAGCCCUAUGCUGGGACAAACAUAAUGGCUGUAUUUGUGAAGGUGGUAGCAGGAGAGAGACCAUGCCUCAACAUAAUUCCAGAAAAUGGUCCACCAGGAUGUGCACAGGUGGUGGAAUUGAUGCGAAGAUGUUGGGAUCAGGAACCAAAAAGACGGCCUGCAUUCUCAGAAAUCAUUGUGGAAACCGAAAUAUUGUGUGGCCUCUUACAAUUUCCAGACAUUCAAGCCAAUAAGACAACUGAGAAAUCAAAGAUGACCCCUCAGUCGCCACAAAGUAGCUUUCACAAUGGAACAAUAAUUGCAGAGAUUGCAAGUUAUGAAUUGCAGAAGUUGAGUCUGUUGUCAGGGACCGAGAGCAUUGGUGAAGUCUCCAUUGAUUCUAGAAGGGAGCUGUUACAAUCUCUACUGGAAAGAGACAUCAGUAAUUUGAAGAGAAUAUUCAGAAAAGAGCACGUUACUCUGAGCUAUGUGGAAGACUACACUUUGAUGCACUUGGCUGUUCUCACUGGAGAUAUGGAGUUUGUUCAGCUUGUACUGAAGUACGGAGGCUCUGUAAAUGCUCAAACAUCCAGAGGGGUCACGCCUCUGAUACUAGCAGUACAGAAAAGCCUCGUGGAUCUGUGCAUGUUAUUAAUCCAGGAGGGAGCUGAAGUGGAUCUAAUGGAUGAAGACAAAUGGGCACCUCUACAUUUUGCUUCUCAAAAUGGGGAUGACCGCAUUGCCCGGCUGCUUUUAGACAAGGAUGCCCAUGUCAAUGUAAAGGAGCACGACGGGUGGACACCUCUCCACCUAGCAUCUCAGAACGGCCACGAGAACGUAAUCCGGGUGCUCUUCACUCGACAGGCCAACGUCAAUUUACAGGAGACAGAUCGUCGCACAUCUCUUCAUCUCGCUGCUUAUUAUGGUCACUGCAACAUCACGAAGCUACUGAUUAGUCAAGGAGCUGAUCUCAAUAAAGCACAGAUUGGCCUUAAGACUCCCCUCCAUCUAGCGGUUGAGCGGGGUUUCUUCAGGGUCACAAGGCUGCUGGUGAACAGUGGAGCUGAUAUCAAUUGUCUAGACUGCUCUCAUUACACCCCUCUGCAUUUGUCGGCGCUGAAUGGCCACACAGGUAUCUGCAGGCACCUCCUGAAGCAUGGAGCUAAUGUCAAUCAAAAGUCCUUGCAAAAUUGGACACCCCUGCAUCUUGCUGCUUUGAAAGGUCAAAUAACAACAGUACGACUUCUGAUUGAUAGUUUAUCUGACCUUAAUGUCAGUGGAGACAGUGAAUGGACUCCUUUGCAUCUGGCAACCUGCUACAACCAAGAGGAAGUUGUCUCUGACCUCCUAGAAAGAGGUGCCAAUCCUAAUGCCACUGAGGCAUCAGGAUGGACACCACUGCACCUUGCUGCCCACAGAGGCAGACUCUGCUGUCUUAUGAAGUUGCUUGAUCACAAAGCCAAUGUUAAUGCUGUCAAUCGAAUUGGGUGGACAUCGCUGCAUUUGGCAGCUCUGAGUGGCAGUGUAAACAUUGUAAGAACGCUGAUUACAUACGGUGCUGACUUGAAGGCUAGGGAUGAGAAUCAGAACACUCCCCUUCAGUUAGCUGUGAAACAUCGGAAACACAGUGUGGUCAGUGUACUCACAGCUGAAGAAGCGUCAAAAGCUAAUUCAUAA
Molecule: messenger RNA, 2325 nt
Organism: Pristis pectinata (smalltooth sawfish)
Lineage: Eukaryota; Metazoa; Chordata; Chondrichthyes; Rhinopristiformes; Pristidae
Gene: ankk1
Product: ankyrin repeat and kinase domain containing 1
Exons: 8
Biological process (GO): protein phosphorylation; regulation of cell cycle process
Cellular component (GO): cytoplasm
Molecular function (GO): protein binding; protein kinase activity; ATP binding
Source: RefSeq, a predicted model, not a curated record